CAUGAUCAGCUGGGUGGUCACAGUCCUGUGGACAUAACACGCAAACAACACUCCACAAAACACUCUCCAAAUCUAUAUACGUCUCCGCUCCACACCUUCCACCGCGAGGGGAACUAGUCGUCCUAGCCUGGGUGUCAAGCGUUUUGUCAUCGCUACAAACAUUAAGCUUUGACCAGUGGUUACCUAGCGAGAAAUAGGGAAAUCAAAAGUGGCGCAAAAAAACGACUUCAUGUCAGACCCAGCGAAUAACCAGUCCUAUCUAUCAGUCCCGCAAGUAGACCGAUACUCUGACGACGAUCGUUACACCGACGACGAGCGAUGCUCCGACGACGACCGAUGCUCCCACGACGGCAAACCGAGCGACGACUCGGAGGAGGGGCGGAGCUCAAUGUCAGUUGCUAUGGUGAACCUCGUCAACGCACGCAUGCCGGCAUUCAGCCUCCUGCUGUUACCCUACUUCAUCCAGCAGGGAGGGGUAAUGGCGGUCAUAGCGCUCGUUUUUGUCCCGUGUGUGUGUGUCUACACGGGAAAGAUCCUAAUAGAAUGUUUGUACGACACGGAGAACCACAAGCGGGUCAGAGACACAUACAAGGAUAUAGGAGAAGCCGUUUGGCCUAAAUACGGCGGGAUACUGGUGACAGUAACGCAAGUUAUCCAACUUGUGCUACCGUUAUGUCUUUUUCUGCAUUUUGGGGCGAAUGCGUUGUUCCACGUUGUGCCGAAUUUCCCAGUGACUCAGGAAUUGUUGACCGUGGCCGCGGCUUUGCUCUGCCUGCCUCUGGUGUACCUCAAGACCUUGGCCCGAGUUUCCUGGGUAAGUUUGACGGCUGUCGUGUUUCUCCUGGUCGCCCUCCUGACCGUUCUCUACUACUGCGGUUUGAUGAUCGAGCACAAGAAGUGGACCAUGGAAGAACUCAACAUCUGGAACUUUCAGUGGGUUCUUAUGUCGCUUACAAUCGCGUCGGUCACAUCAACUCAUGGGGUCUUACCAACCUUAGAAUCCACCCUCAGUGACAGGUCGAAGUUCAACCGAAUUCUGGGACUGUCUUACGCGCUAUCCCAGUUCACCAUGCUCACGUUCUCCCUCAUCGCGUUUUUUGCAUUUCGCCAGAACCUAGAGAACCUUAUCACAGGUAGGUUGGUGGUCGGCAAGCUACGUGUAGUCAUGGGCGUUUUUCUAUUCGCCAAUGCCGUGAGCGCGUAUCCGUUCAACGCACUGGUGUUGUUUGAUGUCUUCAAGAAGUGCGUUAUCCCCAAGAACCCUUCACAUUUGUGGCCAAGUUGCAACGUUCUGAAAGCUUGGCUUGUUCUGCUAACGCUAAUCCCGGCCAUCGCUCUUCCUCACUUGCGCUUGUUGGUAGUGAUUAUCGGAAGCUUUUGUAAUAUUACCAUUACCUUGUUGUUGCCGUGCUACUUCCACCUGAAGCUCAAGGGCGAGCACUUGUCGUACUGUCAAACGGGUAUUAACUAUGCCAUUAUCAUUUGGGCGCUUGCUGUGGGCGUCACCAGUCUGAUCGCCUCCGCUAAAAACUUCGUGGAAGCUUUUUUAUGAUAGUAGUACAAGUAAUACAGUAUAAAAGUAUAUUAGUACAGUAUAAAAGUACAAGUAUAAAAGAAUGGUUCAUAAAAAAAUAAACGGGUCAAUUUUAAUAGCUAAAAUACAGUUAAGAUUUAUAAUAUAUCUUUGUCAGUUCUACCCUUAUCUACACAGCGGCCCGUUUUGGACGUUGUACCCACAGUUGUUUAUGUAGAACCUGGUGGGCUCAGAUAAGACAAUAUCUAAAUCGGCAGAAAAAAUGUUGGCAAACUACACCCCACCACAGCGCACCAGUUUAAAGGACAAGUAAUGUAUGGCUCUGAGCCAGUCAACGAAACGGAAUUUUCACAAUUCAUGGAUCCUUGAGAAAUUGGUUUCACCGUAGCUUCCUCCGCAGGCACCACUUUUGCCCAGACAGCAGCAAAGAAACACAGGCGCUCGGGGUUCCUGUGGCGAUGUGUCGAGCGCGAGAAGCUGAGGACGAGUAACAAAGGAACUUUUCGACCACAGGAAACCCGUAAGGCUUUUAGAUUGGCUUUCGGUUUCUAACAUUUUGAGACACCUACUGAAGAGGCUAUUUAACCGCACGAAUUCGAGGCUUCACCACACCACAAUGUUUCUUUAUUGAUUAUAAUAGUCUAAGCGUAUUUACAAAUAAUCUUAAAUACAUUUUUCUAAUUGAAUGUGUCAAUAAAAAUGUAUUUGAUAAGAUAGAAGUUUCCGCAGUUCCUAGAUGGAACCAAUCGCAUUUUGCAGAACCUUUUUUUUUUCUUUCGAGAUUUGAGACAAAUAAAGAAUGGUUUUAAAUGUC
Molecule: messenger RNA, 2348 nt
Organism: Nematostella vectensis (starlet sea anemone)
Lineage: Eukaryota; Metazoa; Cnidaria; Anthozoa; Actiniaria; Edwardsiidae
Product: vesicular inhibitory amino acid transporter
Exons: 2
Coding region: 230-1552 (440 amino acids)
Biological process (GO): amino acid transmembrane transport
Cellular component (GO): vacuolar membrane
Molecular function (GO): amino acid transmembrane transporter activity
Source: RefSeq, a predicted model, not a curated record